Messenger RNA from Atta colombica, 1374 nucleotides. RefSeq lists its product as uncharacterized. The transcript is spliced from 7 exons. NCBI's taxonomy places the organism in Eukaryota, Metazoa, Arthropoda, Insecta, Hymenoptera, Formicidae. Gene Ontology annotation, molecular function: oxidoreductase activity. Bases 1 to 1374 code for a protein of 457 amino acids. The record is from RefSeq and is a predicted model, not a curated record.
AUGGAAAAAAAUUUGUCUCUUUUUCAAUCAGUUUGUAAACAUGUAGAUAUAAUUACUACUAUUAUUGAAUACUUAAAUAAUAUUGGUAUGCAGCUUAUGUUUGACAAUAAAUAUGAAGAAUACAAGAAAGAUGAUGUAAUCUUAUUAGUGAUAUUUACAGUCUCGGAAAUAUAUAAAGGACUUGAUAAUACAAUGGAUGUAUUUUUGGAAAAUGCUAUCCUUCGACAUUCUGUACUGGAAACUCGAUAUAAAUAUUUAAGAAAUGAAGUUAUAAGUUACACCAAUGAAAUAAUACUUCUAGCGGAUGCAGAUUUGUAUGCAGUCAUUAAUUACUUUAGAAUUGAAUUACCAUUGCAUUUAAAUAAAAUUUGGAUCCAAGAACCAAUAAAAGAAAAAUUUUUAUGGCUUAUGGAGGAAUAUUUUGGAAUGUCAAAUUUGAGAUCUGAUAUUAAUACAUUUCGAACGAAGAACGAAUUAUUUACAGCCGGUAUACCUAAUAAAAUGAAAAUUGUAUCUAUAUGGACGGAAGAUAUUGUAUUUGCUAAAAAUUUAGCAACAUCUUUAAAUAGAGAUGUUUUGUUUAUAAAUACAUACAUGGACUUCCACUGUGGUGUUGUACUUUUGCCUUAUACAAAAAUAUUUGAUAAAACAUUGCAUAAAUGGUGCAAGUCUAAUCUCGAUGAUUGUAUAAAAAAAUCAAAUAUGCAGAAAAAUAAUAAUAUAGUUUACAAUUUAUUUUAUGAUGGUAUGUGGCAGCAACCUGUAGAAAGCACAUAUUGGGUACAUAAUGAUAGUCAGUGGGCAAAUGCAACAAGUGAAGAUGUUAACAGAUGUAUUAAUUCAGCUGAAAAAGGAUUCAAAAUUUGGAGUACUAAACCUAUUACUUUUAGAGUGCAAGUAUUGUCCAAAUUUGCAUCUAUAUUAAGAUGCAAUGGUAAAUCUGUAUUGGCAGAUAUAAUAGCAACAGAUAUAAAAUUCUCAUAUAUCUAUCAGAAUUCUUUAUCAUGCUCACAAAGUGGAGGAUUAGAAGUAACGAAAAUUCGUAAUCCAAAGGGUGUUAUCAUUUUGAAAGCGAAAGAUGAAACUGUUUUAUUUCGUCAAUUAACACAAAUUUUAACUAUUGGUAAUUCUGUUAUUGUAAUAUGCGAUACAAAUUCUUGUAGUUUGGCACCAUAUUGUAAUAUGCUUUCGGCAUCUGCAAUGCCAUCAGGUGUUAUAAAUUUGUUGUCAAAUGAAGAUCUAAACAAACUAGAAUUAGCUUUAUGUGGAACGAAUUAUGAAAGCUAUGCAGAACAGUUUUUCUCAGAAAAUAAUAUGGAAAAAAUAUAUAUAAAUCUUACCAUACCCAAGCAAAUUAUACUUCCACUUAAAUAA